CUUCAGGCAGUCCUUCUGGUUUUUCUCAUAGCAAUAAAUUAACUAAAGUUUUCACGAAGGUUUCAUAAUUUUGCUUACCAGAUACAGAUCAACGUCUCAGUUUUUUCAGAUCUCAGACAUGACGAAAGGAGACCAGCAAUCAAGCUCAGGACAACAACAUCAAACCGAAGAAUCUGCGACAACUGACAUGGAAUUUGCGAACUCUGUUCCGUCUUCUGCAUCUGGUAAAAGCUCAUUUCGUCGAGUGUCAUUGUUCCUCGUUGGCAGUCUGCUGGUCGUAACUGUCGUCGGGGCGACCGCUGGAACUUUUUUUGGAGUUGAUCCCCUGGAUGUUGUUGAUGAUGGGGAAAAUGGCGAGUUGAGUGAAAAUAUAUCUGGAAAUGCAAGCGGUUAUGACAACUACACAACGACCGGCGAUUAUCUUUACUCCACAACUCAGGUGAACCUAACCGAGUCAACGGCAGCUCCGAAUUCGUCCGCUGCAGCUGCGACACCAACCGGGACUCAACCGGGUUCUACUGAUGUCGAAGAGACUGUGGCCGACCUUGGUUAUGUUCACUCAACUCCUGCUUUAGUUUUUUAAUAGACUCACACGAAUCUAUGAUCUCUCGAAGUUUGAAUUAUGUGUUGAAAUGUAUUUAACCCGAAGAAAACCACUUCAAAUUUGUUUCAAUCCCUCAA
Molecule: messenger RNA, 681 nt
Organism: Symsagittifera roscoffensis
Lineage: Eukaryota; Metazoa; Xenacoelomorpha; Acoela; Convolutidae
Exons: 5
Coding region: 119-583 (154 amino acids)
Source: RefSeq, a predicted model, not a curated record